AUGGAUAUAGAUACCAAUCAAAACCGUAACAAUAACAAUAACAAUAACAAUAACAGCAAUAAUAAUGAUGAUGAUAAAAACAAUGACAGUAAUAAUGAUAUCCAACAUAAUAAUAAAAAUGAAAUAACUUCUAUAUCGCUAUUAAGUUUUAUAGAAAGGAAAAUCGAUUUGUUAAAAGUUCAGUCACCUCUUAGCGGCUCCAUAGCAACCACAACCACAACCAACACCAAUAAUAAUAGUUUUAUCAAUAAUAUACCUAAUGGUUUUUGUCAUAUACCAAAAUAUUAUGAUGCUUUGAAAAUUAAACAAUUUCAAGAUAAAGAUAAACUACAAUCAAAAGAUAUUUAUAACAUGUUAUACACCUUGUUUUAUGAUAAAUGUAGUAGUAGUGCUGUCAACUCUAUAUUGGUAGCAGGAAACAUUUUAUGGAAAGAUUAUAAUAAAGGUUUAUUAGGUGUUGAAAUUUUAAAGAUAAUAGAUAUUUAUGAUAGUAUGAACAAUACUGAUAAUAGAAACCAUAGUAGUAAUCAGAAUAGUAAUCAUAGCAGUAAUGAUAAUAGUAGUAUUCCCUUUGAGUUUGAUGCAAUAUCACAAUAUCAUAUUAAAGCAACCAUAAGUACAGAAGAAUUUUCACGUAGUAUGCUUAAGGAUGUAAAUUAUUAUGAUGUCGGUGAUUUUGUAAGAGCAAUAAUAAUAUCAAUUGAUAAAGAGAAACAAGAUAUUCAAUUAAGUUUCGAUAUCUCCAGAGUUUCAAAUAUAAUUAAUAAUAGCAGUAGUAAUAAUAACAAUACACUAUAUAGAUAUUUAGGAAAGUACAACCCAGCUGAACAAUUUCUUCAACUAGGAUUUACCAAUAUUAUUGGCAUCUUAGAAAGAGAUCCACUAUUCAAUAAUCCAUGGUCAUGUGAUACUAUGUGCAAAUCGCUAUCAAUCAAACAACUCGAUACUAUGAUACCUUAUAACUCAACAUACCCCUCUGAUUUAAAAGAGACUCUCAGAUCCCAUCAAAACUUUAUUUGGUCUCAAAAUUCAGUUCAAACUGGUAUAAAAUAUGCAAAAGCAGGUCAAUUUGAAAAGGCAAUAGAAUACUAUAAGGAAGCCUUAAAUGUUGAUCAUAAUCAUAAAGAUGCUUAUGUUGCAUUAGGCGCUGUUUAUGCAAAUAACUCACAAUUUGAAAAAGCAAUUUACAAUUUUAAAGAGGCACUCAGCAUUGACCCAAAUGAUUCAAAUGCUGACAAAUAUUUUAAAGCAACUUUGGUUAAGAUGAAAGAUUCUGGUGUUUCGAUGGAGGAAUGCUUAAAAUAUAUUGGCCCAACAAGUAAAUCAAUUGGUAAUAAUAGUCAUAAAAAUAAAGACAGAGAUAGAGACUAUAGGGAUAGAGAUUAUAGAGAUAGAAAUAACAAAGAAUACAAUAACGAUAAAUAUUCAAAUAUAAAGAAAGAUAAACUAAAGAAACUAUUACAAGAAGAGUAUGACAGCGAUAAAAGUGACAAGAAAAAGAAAAAGAAAAGAAAGAAGGAAAAAUAUAGUGAUAGCGAAAAUAGUAGUGACUAUAGUAAUGAUGAUGAUGAUGAUGACAAUGAUGAAAACAAUGAAGAACAUCGUCAUAACCGUAGAAGAAGAAGUUUUCAAACAAAUGAAUCUUCAAAAUCAAGAUCAAGAGAAAGAGGAAAAAGUGAAAGCAAAUACAAAGAUAAAUCAAAAGAUAGAGAUAGUAGAUCAAGAGAUAGAUCAAGAGAUAGAUCAAAAGAAAGAUCAAGAGAUAGAGGGUAUAGAAAUAAAGAAAGAUCACGUUCAAGGAGUAGAGGCAGAAGACAUAAAAGUAGAUCAAGAGAAAGAAAAGAUAAGAAUAGGGAUAGAGAUAGGGAUAGAGAAAGGGAUAGGGAUAGGGAUAGGGAUAGAGAAAGAAGUAGAAAAAGUUCAAAAGAAAGAUAUAAAGACAAAAAUAAAAGAGAUUAA
This is a messenger RNA of Dictyostelium purpureum, 1959 nucleotides long. RefSeq lists its product as uncharacterized. The record is from RefSeq and is a predicted model, not a curated record. Bases 1 to 1959 code for a protein of 652 amino acids. The transcript is spliced from 3 exons. Lineage: Eukaryota; Evosea; Eumycetozoa; Dictyosteliales; Dictyosteliaceae. Gene Ontology annotation, molecular function: protein binding.